Paracoccidioides brasiliensis Pb18 is the source of this 3240-nucleotide messenger RNA. RefSeq lists its product as uncharacterized. The record is from RefSeq and is a predicted model, not a curated record. Gene Ontology annotation, cellular component: spindle pole body; mating projection tip; cell cortex. Bases 1 to 3240 code for a protein of 1079 amino acids. Gene Ontology annotation, biological process: mitotic spindle orientation checkpoint signaling; establishment of spindle localization; nuclear migration along microtubule. The transcript has a single exon.
AUGAGCGCAAUAUUUUCUCCUUCUGCUUCAGCCCCCGUGUCUGCUUCUGCGUCGACUUCAUCAGCAUCAACUGAUGCUACAACCCCUGCAGCAAAUACGACCAAUACAUCCCCCAUUCCAGUGUCUCCCACGCGUCGAUCAGCCAGCCAAGUUGUACAACCGCUUUCGUCCUGGCCCUGCACAACAUCAACAUCAACAUCCCGUACUCCUGCGACAACAACUACUACCCAACCCACCAGGAGCAACGCCAGCAACAAUAAUAUCACCACCUCUCCCAGAAACGAACCUCUCUUCCUGUCUCCUGCCACGCAAAAGCAACGAUCCUCCUUCCUACGCCGUCUCUCCCCUGGUCUGGCAGCCAGAGUCAAGCUGCUGGACGGCUCCUCCAAGCCUACACCGACACAGCCGCGUAGCCGCAGUAACAUUGGCAAAAUUCCAGAAGACCAUCUCAAGGAGCUAGACAGUGCACAUCGGGACCUUUCGAUAAAAGUAUUUCGCCGUGGCCGGGCCUGGAGUGGUGGACGUCGCACCUUGCUGACGCCGGAGCUGGCCUCCUCCCCCAGCGAGCUGGAGUCAGGGAGACUGAAGGACGAUCAUACUAUUUCAGCCAGGACUGCUCCUACCUGGGAAGCAGGUGUCAGUGUCUCAGAUCCAUCCGAGUCGUUGUCGACUACUCAAGAGGGAAAAUCACAACUUUCAGUAGAUGCAAUAGCGGAAAUGUCGACUACGCAGGGAGUUCAAACCGCGGUGCUGGGCACGGAAACUUCCCAGGGAUCAAGCACCAAUUCCUCUACUGGUCCAACAGAUUUGGAAAAGUAUCUUCGCUCAAGCACACAGUCCGAAGAAGGCGCACCUCCACCGCCAAAGGACUCUCCGCCCGUGACAGCUGUGACUAGUGGGUCGAGCACAAAUGUGGAGUCAUAUUUCAACCCCCUGGGCCUCUCCCGCCCUGAAUCUAUCUACUCAUUUUCCAGGGCGUCGUUUAGCAACCAACUAUCCCAACUAACUUCGAUCAGUUUACCCCAGCCCUCGUCCCUUGAAGCUAGCAUUGCUUCCAUCUCUACCGCCCCCGCUGCUGUGCGAGCGUUAUCCGGAGCGGCAAGUCAGAUACAGCAAUGGAUAAAUAAGGCUUCGGAUGUUCUGAGUGGGUUGGAUGCUGAGGACGAUGUUGAGUGGGCGGCUGCUGGUGGUAGAGAAGGAUUGGAAGAUGUCGACAAGGCCGUUACAAAGUUCGAGAGGUUGGUAAAUGUCUACGUUAAGGCUAUCGAAGAGGUACAGCUACGGGAUGAUAUUUCAGAUGUCGGUUCUGAACAGCUCCAGGCCGUCGUUGUUCAGAUGGAAUCAACCUUGAAGAACUGGAAGGAUGUCAGAACCCAGUUAAAGGGCGUCAAAGAACAGGUUGAACUUGCCAUGGAAUGGGAAGAGCUGUGGACCAAUGUUCUUGGUGAUGUGGGUGUUGAGGUGGACAAUCUGAGUCGAUUGAUAUUCGAGAUGGAAGAGAAACGGCACAAAACUAUGGUCAUAGAAUCAGAGUCAGAGCCUGGCAGCAGCCUCGACAUCAACGAACUUGAAACCAUCAUCGAAGAAUCUCCAGUUCAUGGCAACACACCUUCCUCCUCCAGAUUAAGCCUUGCCUCCGCUUUUGGUGGACCUAGCUCCAACAUCGAAUCCCCUGUCAUCCACAAUCCCCAGGAUGACUCCAAUUUGUUAGCUUUGUUUGCAAGGAUGCAACCCCUUCGAGCAUCAUUGGAUUUCCUUCCAAUGCGGCUUUCAAUGUUUCAAUCCCGAGCAGAAAAGAUAUUCCCAAGCGCAUGUGACGAAUUAGAGGAUCGAAGGAAACGUUUGGAGAAGGGAUAUAAGAAAUUGGGAGCCGACGCGGAAGCGUUGCGGCGGGAGCUGGGAGAGGAUAGAUGGGUUCUGGUGUUCAGGAAUGCCGGCAAGCAGGCACAUAAAAUGUUCGAGUCCGUUGAACGGAGCAUCAUUAAACUCCAGGAAGCAAUUGAUUCGGGAAUUCACAAUCUUAAUUCCACAGCAUUUUCAAAGAGGAUUGAGAACUUUGAGGCUAAAAAGGUUCACUAUAGCCCUGCCAUCGACCGCGUGUUAGCUAUUAUCCAGAAGGGUAUUAACGACAGACUUACGGUUAAUGGUGAGAUUAUACAACUAUUCACGGAUUUGAAGACAAGAUCGGAUUCGAUGCACGAAAAGAUAAGUGCCAUGGACUCGCUGCUAGAGGAACUCAAUGCUGCUAGAAGCCAGCAGCUACGAGAUUCAGUAUCUAGUAUUGUCACGCUAGAUAGCCCAAUCACCCGAAGUGCCAUUGAUACGCCCGACAGUUCGCCAGCUUCGUCUGUCGUCAUGUCAAGUGCUAAUGCAGCCAAAGGAAGUGCUGCAGCAAGCACCAGCGGGUCAAAUAGAAGGGUUAGCUCAACGGUGAAUGCUGCGACGAAAAGCACAGCUCCAAAACUCAAGAGUUAUUCUAGUCUACCGCAGGCCACAUCUGCCGCUCGAAAGUCCUCAUUACCACGUACCAGCUCAAGCUCGAGUCGCUUAGCUUCCCAGUCCCCACAACUCUCCGCAACAUCCCCUACUCCCUCCAGCACGCGUCCGCCAUCCCGAAGCUCUAUAGCAAAGCCAAGCUCCCUCGCCAACAGACCCCGCUGGAACUCCAGCGCCAACACAAACGACCUCGUGGUCGGCCACAACUUCAAACCCAUAUCUCUCACCACUCCCUCACCAUACCGCAAACUUCCACCCCCCACCAGCUCCCGCUCCUGUCUUCCCCUCCCCAGUCCCCUUGGGCGCGAGUCAUCUGUCUCUCCGGCUCCUAUUUCCCUCCGUCCCUCCAGCCGACUCACCAGGAGCCGUGAUUCCUCUCCCGCCACAGACCGCAGCUGUGCCUCACCAACUCCUUCACACUCCCGCCUCAUUGAUCCCCCUCCUUACAGUAAAUUCCGCAAGGAAUCGCUAUCUGCCUUGCCCAGCCCCUCCUCACUAAUACGCAAUAUUCCUCGCAGUCGGCAAAGCUACUCUGGCAUUCCGAGCACGCGAGCUGUGUCCACGAAUACACGAGAUGCUGGAGAGGGCGAAAAUGGCAAGAACAAGGGGACCACCCGUCCUGGAACGGCGUUGGGCCAUUCGGGACGGCGUGUUAGUAUGCUUCCUCAGUCGCGCACGCCGAAAUCUGGGGAUAGCGUUGCGUUUUCUUCGAGGACUAUAAAUGAAAGGCCACCAUGGAAGUAA